Saccharomycopsis crataegensis is the source of this 1386-nucleotide messenger RNA. It is a transcript of the gene MRP4, whose product is annotated as mitochondrial 37S ribosomal protein uS2m MRP4. Gene Ontology annotation, biological process: translation. Lineage: Eukaryota; Fungi; Ascomycota; Saccharomycetes; Ascoideales; Saccharomycopsidaceae. The record is from RefSeq and is a predicted model, not a curated record. Bases 1 to 1386 code for a protein of 461 amino acids. Gene Ontology annotation, molecular function: structural constituent of ribosome. The transcript has a single exon. Gene Ontology annotation, cellular component: mitochondrial small ribosomal subunit; ribosome.
AUGUACUUGCUCAGAAACUCUUUGAAGACCCCAACUCGUAGCUUGGCUGUCAGAGCUUCUGGUUCUCCACUCCAAGGAUCCAAGAGAAGUUUCAUCAAGCCAAGUUUGGCUAGAUUCAACGAAGUCAAAGAGGCCAGCAAGGUUGGAUUGCAAGAGCCUAUUGCAGAGACUAAGGCCGAUGCUACUGCUGCUGCUCCAAAGAAAACCCCAGAACCACAACAAGAAUCAGUAAAAGAGCCAGUACAGGAAGAAACUACUACCGCCAUUAGUGACAGUAACGAGAUUGCGUUCUUGAGAAAAAUCAACGAUGAGUCUAUACAAUUCAUGCAAGAGAUCUCCCAAUUAUCUGAAACCCGUUCGAAUGAAAUUGUGUCGCAAAUCCAACAACAACAAAAAGAAGCCAAGGCCAACGAUGAUAAGCUUAACAAAUUGAACGUCGAAUUGGAAAAAUUCUUUGAAGACUACAUUGGCACUUCAGAAAAGUUUACCGGUAAUUAUGGGGACGCUGGCGCUGCUGGCAUGGGUGAACAAUACAAUCCGUACCCAUAUUUAAAGAAAAGUGCGAGAAAUGACCCAUACACAGAACAAGAAUUAUAUAUACGUAGGGUCCACCACUCCAAGACUUCUGGUGCCUUAGGUUCGAAGACGCAAGACACUUACCGUCCAUUUGCCGACCUUGCUCAUCCAGUGAAUUACAAAGAGUUGACCAUUGAAAAAUUGAUGGCCUCUGGAGCCCAUUUAGGCCAUUCUACUGCGUUGUUUAGAGCGUCCACACAACCUUACAUUUACGGGGAAUACCGUGGGAUCCACAUCAUUGAUUUGGAAAAAACUUUGUCUCACUUGAAAAGAGCCUCCAAAGUAAUUGAAGGGAUCGCUGAGAAAGGUGGGGUGAUUUUGUUUUUGGGGACCAGAGAAGGUCAACAGCGUGCCGUGGAAAGUGCUGCUAGAAGAUGUAAAGGUUAUUACGUUUCCCACAAAUGGAUUCCUGGUACCAUCACUAACAGUACCGAAAUUUCCAAGAACUGGACUAGAAGAGAGGUUGAUUUGAAAGACGAAGCCACUGGUAGAGAGUUGACCGAACACGAAAACAGUACCAACAUCAAGCCUGAUUUGAUUGUGUUUUUGAACCCAACAGAAAACAGAACCGCUUUGAAAGAAGCCGCCGAUGCCCGGGUCCCAACCGUGGGGAUCAUCGAUACCGAUUCCGAACCUAGUCUUGUCACCUACCCUAUUCCUGCUAAUGAUGAUUCCGUCAGAGCCAUCAACUUGAUCUGUGGGGUGUUGGGUAAGGCUGCACAAAUUGGUAGAGAAAGAAGAAUCGCCAGAGUAAAUGAGUAUAUCGAAAGUUUGCAGCAUGUUUCCACCAAAGAUACUGCUUCUGCUUGA